Charadrius vociferus (killdeer) is the source of this 2619-nucleotide messenger RNA. It is a transcript of the gene FMNL3, whose product is annotated as formin-like 3. Lineage: Eukaryota; Metazoa; Chordata; Aves; Charadriiformes; Charadriidae. The record is from RefSeq and is a predicted model, not a curated record. Gene Ontology annotation, cellular component: cytosol. Gene Ontology annotation, molecular function: small GTPase binding; actin filament binding. The transcript is spliced from 25 exons. Gene Ontology annotation, biological process: cell migration; regulation of cell shape; cortical actin cytoskeleton organization. Bases 1 to 2619 code for a protein of 872 amino acids.
AUGGCCUCACUGGGCGUUGCGCAAGGCCACGGGGAAGCUGUCUCUGCACAGGGUGUGGUGGCUGCAGAGGUGUGUGACAGCCUCCUCCUGGCAUGGCGGGCAGCUGUGACAAGCUCUAUGAACCUACCCCCAGACAAAGCCCGGCUUCUGCGCCAGUACGACAACGAGAAGAAGUGGGACCUCAUCUGUGACCAGGAGCGGUUCCAGGUGAAGAGCCCCCCUCAUGCCUACAUCCAGAAACUGCGCAGCUUCCUGGAGCCGGGUGUUACGCGGAAGGUGAGGGGCUGGGGGUUGGAUUUUGAGGGCCUGGAAGGCGGCGAGGACGGCGCGCUGGAGAAGCUGCGCGGCUGGAGCAGGUCCAUCGAGGAUCUGCAGCACCCCAGCGCCCUGCCCGCCCCCUUCGCCAGCAGCCUUGCCCGCUCUGCGCGCCAGACCGCCCUACGCUACGGCACGCUGCCGAGCCGCAGGGCACUGAAGAACUCGCGUCUCGUGAGCCAGAAGGAUGAUGUCCACCUCUGCAUCAUGUGUCUCCGGGCCAUCAUGAACUACCAGUAUGGCUUCAACCUGGUCAUGUCCCAUCCCCACGCCGUCAAUGAGAUUGCCCUGAGCCUCAAUAACAAGAACCCGAGGACAAAGGCAUUGGUGCUGGAGCUGCUGGCAGCUGUCUGCCUGGUGAGGGGCGGCCACGAGAUCAUCCUCGCUGCCUUCGACAACUUCAAGGAGGUCUGCAAGGAGAAACACCGCUUUGAGCGGCUGAUGGACUACUUCCGCAACGAGGACAGCAGCAUUGACUUUAUGGUCGCCUGCAUGCAGUUCAUCAACAUCGUGGUGCACUCGGUGGAGGACAUGAACUUCCGUGUCCAUCUCCAGUAUGAGUUCACCAAGCUGGGGCUGGAGGAGUUCCUGCAGAAGUCGAGGCAUACAGAGAGCGAGAAGCUGCAGGUGCAGAUCCAGGCGUACCUGGACAAUGUCUUUGACGUGGGGGGGCUGCUGGAGGAUGCUGAGACCAAGAACGUGGCCCUGGAGAAGGUGGAGGAGCUGGAGGAGCAUCUGUCCCACCUGACAGAGAAGCUGCUGGACCUGGAGAACGAGAACAUGAUGCGGGUGGCAGAGCUGGAGAAGCAGCUGCUGCAGCGGGAGAAGGAGCUGGAGGUGGUGAAGGAGACCUACGAGCACAGCAAGUGCCCCCCAGCCCCGCCGCUGCCCGGGGCUUCGCCUUCCAUCGCCCUCACCGUCGGGCUCUCGGCCUUCCAGAUCAAGAAGCCUAUCAAGACCAAGUUCCGACUGCCCGUCUUCAACUGGACGGCGCUGAAGCCCAACCAGAUCAGUGGGACAGUGUUCAGCGAGCUGGACGAUGAGCGGGUGCUGGAGGACCUUGACCUGGAGCGCUUCGAGGAGCUCUUCAAGACCAAGGCGCAGGGUCCGUCCCUCGACCUCGUCUGUGCCAAGAACAAGGCGUCGCAGAAGGUGGCCAGCAAGGUGACGCUGCUGGAGGCCAACCGGGCCAAGAACCUGGCCAUCACCCUGCGCAAGGCGGGCCGCAGUGCCGAGGAGAUCUGCAGGGCCAUCCACACGUUCGACCUGGCGACAUUGCCGGUGGAUUUCGUGGAGUGCCUGAUGCGGUUCCUGCCAACGGAGGUGGAGGUGAUGGGGCUGCGGCAGUAUGAGCGGGAGCGAAAGCCACUGGAGGAGCUGGCAGACGAGGACCGCUUCAUGCUGCAGUUCAGCAAGGUGGAGCGGCUGCCCCAGCGCAUGGCCAUCAUGGCCUUCCUCGGCAACUUCACUGAAAACCUCCAGAUGCUGACACCGCAGCUCAAUGCCAUCAUUGCGGCCUCGGCCUCUGUCAAGUCUUCCCAGAAGCUGAAGCACAUGUUGGAGAUCAUCUUGGCACUGGGCAACUACAUGAACAGCAGCAAACGCGGUGCCGUCUACGGCUUCAAACUACAGAGCCUGGACCUGCUCCUGGACACCAAGUCAACAGACAGAAAGAUGACGCUACUGCAUUUCAUCGCGCUGACAGUGCGGGAGAAGUCCCCCGAGCUGGCAACCUUCUGGCAGGAGCUGCACUUUGUGGAGAAGGCAGCCGCAGUGUCCCUGGAGAAUGUAUUGCUGGAUGUGAAGGAGCUGGGCCGGGGGAUUGAGCGGCUGCGGCGGGAGUGCGGGCUGCAUGAGAACAGCGUCCUGCGCUCCUUCCUGGCCGCCAGUGAGGGCAAGCUGGAGCGGCUGCAGAAGGACGCGCGGACAGCCGAGGACGCCUACAACACUGUGGUGCGGUAUUUUGGCGAGAGCCCCAAGACAACCCCCCCGUCCGUCUUCUUCCCGGUCUUUGUGCGGUUCAUCCGCUCCUACAAGGACGCAGAGCAGGAGAAUGAGACACGGAAGAAGCAGGAGGAGGUGAUGCGGGAGAAGCUGCUGGCACAGGAGGCUAAGAAGCAGGAGAAGGUGACUCCAUUGCAGCGGAACAAGUGGCAGCAGCAGGAGCUGAUCGCGGAGCUGCGGCGGCGCCAAGCCAAGGACCAUCGCCCCGUCUAUGAGGGCAAGGACGGGACCAUUGAGGACAUCAUCACCGCGCUGAAUAGUGUACCCUUCACGGCCCCGCGCAGGUGGAUCCGUCUGUAG